This is a messenger RNA of Panthera uncia (snow leopard), 392 nucleotides long. RefSeq names its product lens epithelial protein (gene LENEP). The transcript has a single exon. The record is from RefSeq and is a predicted model, not a curated record. Bases 1 to 186 code for a protein of 61 amino acids. Gene Ontology annotation, biological process: multicellular organism development. NCBI's taxonomy places the organism in Eukaryota, Metazoa, Chordata, Mammalia, Carnivora, Felidae.
AUGCAGCCCCGGACACAGCCCCUCGCCCAGGCCCUGCCUUUCUCCUUCAGAAGGGCCCUGUGGGGCACCGGGUUCCAGGUGCCGGUCAUGAAGACGGGCACAGGAUGGGAGGGCCUGCAGCAGACCCUGAAGGAAGUUGCCUACAUCCUCCUCUGCUGCUGGUGCAUCAAGGAACUGCUGGAUUGAUGCCCCCGGGACCGCCCCCGCCCCGCCCGCCCCCGCACCGCUCAGGUGGGCCUGGAUCCGCCCCUUCCCCUCCCGCCCCCGCACCCCGCACCGCUCAGGUGGGUGGCCAGGGUCGCAGACCCAGGCGCAGGGCCACAGCUUCUGUGACAGAGCCCGCCUCCCAGCUUCCUGUUCUCUCCUCCAGCGCCGAGCCCAGCCCCCGUCGA